Perca flavescens (yellow perch) is the source of this 2763-nucleotide messenger RNA. RefSeq lists its product as uncharacterized. The transcript has 7 exons. The record is from RefSeq and is a predicted model, not a curated record. Bases 1 to 2763 code for a protein of 920 amino acids. NCBI's taxonomy places the organism in Eukaryota, Metazoa, Chordata, Actinopteri, Perciformes, Percidae.
AUGGCUCAGGUUGGAAACCGGGGGGAAAAAAUGACAAAGACUGGGAAACCAGAUGCCUACUGGGCAGGUGUGAUGUCCCUGUAUGCCCAGGGAAAGUACACAUUUACAACUGGCAAGAGGCCGGGGUCCAGGAGAUGGAGGGCAGUAAUGCUGCGGAUUGCUGAUUGUCCUCUGACCCCCCUGAAAGGUCAAACUACUGUCCGCAAACUAGACAUAUUUGGGAAAACGAUCCCCUGCAAGUGUGGAUACCACCAGUCAGCAGAGAAGGCAGGGACAGCAGCAUCCAGUCAAGGUCAGCUGAGGGCUCCACAGGCCAGUGCUGCAACCCAGUUUGGUUUUUCCCAGUCAGCAGGGAAAGCAGCAUUCAGUGCAGGUCAGCUGUGUCUCAAUUCAGCUGAGAGUUUACAGGCCAGUGCAGGUGCAACAGCUACAGGUUCUCAGGCCAGUGCAGCAGCUGGGAAAGCUGUUACAGUUCCAGGACCACAGACAGGUGUAGCUCAGAAAACUCCAGCUCUGUGCAGGAUGAGCGAGGGGAAGUCUCUCACAUGCUCGCUGUGUAGUCAGGAGAUGAUGUGCGAGGACUACACGCAGCACCUGUCAGACUACCACACCCAGGAGCAGUGUGAGCAGUGUGGUGCAAAGGCCUGGGGGGCUUUUGGAUUGUUACAGCACAUAGAGGAAUGUCACCUUUUGACCUGUCCAACAGACCUCCCAGAUGUUGCUGCUCCUACCACUCCCAUAGCCCAAGAGACAACACAGCAACCCAGUGACCCACCCGAUGUUCCUGCCCCUGUUCCUGCUCCUCCCACAGCCCAUGAGACGUCACUAGCACCACCACGACACCCACUCACUCUGCAGCCUCCUGAGGUAAACUGGGUGAAUUUUCUACCCAAGCAGUUCACCAGAGUCAUCCAGCCAGCUGACCAGGAGUGGAUCACCCACAUUUUAUAUGACAGUACUGGACAGCUGAAACAAAACCUGUCUAAUAACUGGUUUCAUCCCCCCAGCCCCACCAAAUCCAUCUCACCUCCUGAUCCACAUAAUUAUUUCCGCCAGCGGAUGUUCCUGUGGGCUCCAAUGCGGAUGUGGGGCAUCCCUCUGAAAUGCACCCAGUGCAAUAGGAAGAUGCACCAUUCUGGCAUUUACACUAAAGCCAGGGAGGUAAUUGACAUUGAUUCCAAAUAUUACCUGGUGGGUGGAGACUAUCCAAGGUGCAGCAAAUGCAUGAUUCCCGUCUGCCCUUGGAGCAUUGACAUUUUAAAACAGCUCGAUCCCUCCCACCGUUACAAAUUCCCAGCUGUUCUCACAACCCAUUUGGCACUGGACAGGAGGUGUGUUGCGAUGUUGCGCCCAAGAACAUUAGGGAACAGCUCCAGCUAUUUACAGCAAGCCUUGCAGGAGAUACACAGUGAGGAGUGGGCUAGGCGGACCAUCGACUACCUCACUGAUUGUGAGGUCCACAAAAAGUCCUGUGUCCUCACCCAGUCUGAAGCUCUGUAUCAGCCGCCACCACCCUUCAGUCCCCUGCCCCUGGCCCAGUGGUUUGAGACGGUUCAUGCCAAUGACAUUCUGAAUCACCUUGACGAGUUGAAGGGUGUGAUCACUUCAACGCUUGGUAGAAUCUUGAAACUGGACUCUACUAAGAAGAUCACAAAAAAACUUGCUGGUGGCAUUGAGGGCACAGCCACAUGGAUGUCUAAUAUCGGCAAUGAAUUUGGGCAAGUGCUGAAUUCUGUGCUGACCACUGGUGAGGGGGCUGGCCUUGAUGACCUUUGUCAAGGCAUCGUCAAAAGGUACAGCGAUGCUGAUGAGCCACAGCCAGAUGCCAUAUAUGUGGACAGAGACUGCUGCAGUGAGACAGGGGUGGGUCCAAUUCUCACUUGGUUUCGACCAUGGACGUCAACGGUAAGACUGGAUAUUUUCCAUUUUAUGAGGCGGUUCACAAAGGGUCUUACGACGGAGCACCACCCACUGUAUGGCACGUUUUGCUCAAAGUUGUCCACUUGUAUCUUUGAGUGGGACAAAGAGGACAUUCACCAACUCAAAGAGGCCAAGAGGGCAGAGUUAAAAAAAAAGCACCAGGGUCACGUACCCACUGACUCUCAGGUGUUAUCCAGCAUCACAUCCAGUGAGCUGGUCAAGCACUGCCGCAGGAGAACCCGAGGGGUUGAGGAGACCCGCGUUCUAAUCAAGCAACUGCUGGACUCCAUGUGGGACCUCACAGACACAAGUGGCUUGCAUCUCAUAAAUCAUGACAGCAUGUCUCUUGUAUGGGAGGUACAGCAGAAGCACUUGCCCUGCAUCCAAGAUCCACCUGGUGUCCAGUUGUACACUAACACUGGAUCAGGCCUGGAGAAGGGAGACAAAACGCUGGACGUCCUAAGAUGUGGCAGAGGAUCCUCCUCGCUCGAGAGCUUUCAUCUGCACCAGUGUGGUUUCAUCCCAGGGUGGAGAUGUAAUGCUCUACAUACACAGAUGUACUUGCUUGAGGGGUUAUCCAGAUGGAACCAUAAUAGGUCUCAGCAAGCUCUGGGUAUGAGUGGUACAUCACGUACAAAGAUGUACGAUGUACGUUUGAUGUCCAGUGUGAACAUCCUGAGCAACAGAGUCCUAGGAAGUGGACUUCUUCCAGAGUUUAUACCCCCAGGAAAACCUACCGGAGAGCGUAUUGCUGUGGAAUAUUUGCUGGCGCAGUCUAACGGGGGAGAUCUGCUGAGUGCACAGAAGGAAAUUGGUGCCAUUCCAAUGGAUGAUGCUGGAUGA